AUGGAGGGAGUUGUUCAUUUAGAAUGUAAAGUCUUAGCAGGAAAUUCAAUUGCUUUGUCGGUUAAAUCAAUUCGUCAAGUUCAUGGCAACAAAACUAAAGUACGCUCCCACACUAAACACGACUUUAUUGUGUGCUGUGCUGUGUUGUGUUCUGCUGAUCAUACUCAAAACAGUCACCAGUCUCAUUUUACUCACAUUACAAACUUCAAGAAGAACGAGAUAGUAGUGAAUAUAAAUAAUAAAAAAAAUCGAGGCAAGACAUUAAAGUCAAGAUGUCAAGAAUCCGCGCUUUGUGAAAUGAAAAGUUGA
Molecule: messenger RNA, 309 nt
Organism: Clunio marinus
Lineage: Eukaryota; Metazoa; Arthropoda; Insecta; Diptera; Chironomidae
Source: the annotation of a GenBank genome assembly